CUAGAUUUCUACAUGUUGACAUUUUGUCUAUUGUUCAAUCUGUAAGACGUCGAUAAAAGAUGAAUUCUGUUGCUUACAUCUAUCAUUCUAAGAAUUGAAAAAUGGAAAGUGAAUACAUGUAGAAAAGAUGGCUGAAGAAAAAGAAUGGAUAGAAUUGACCAAACCACUGUCCAAGAAACCAUCAUCAAUAGAAACUAAGAAUGGUCAGCUUAUUACUCUGCCUGGAACUGUAACCCAGGGUUACCAGACAGGAGAAACAGUGGACGUACAGCUGGAUCUAUCAGAUCACGAGUUGAAACGACUUGCGAACAAAGAGAAGAGUGAAAAAUGUGGUUGUGGCUUGAGACAAGGGGUCCAUAUAGUUCUAUUUUCUGUAAUAUUUGUACCAAUAUCAUGGAUUAUGUCCCUUUGCAUGGCGUUUUAUAUGGGGGCCAUUACGUUAUAUAACAUAUACCUAUAUUACAGUGAGGAAAGAACAAUAUGGCAUAAAUUAACCGUUUGUCCACUACUUAUACUAACAUUCCCGUUUACUGUUGGGUUAUCUGCCCUUGGCGUGGCUUUUUACGCAUGUGUACUUCAAGUUUCAUGGCGUUACAAAUCGUGGUUGAGAGAAGUUUUAGAUUUUGAGAAAGGAUUUUAUGGUUGGUUGUGCUUAAAGACUGAUCUACCCCACUGUGCUCCAUAUGAUGUUGUGAUAUUAGAUGAAUCAGUUUUAACUCUACAAGAUCCUGUUACUUAAACUCGACUAUCUCUAAAAUCGAUAAUAAAAUAUGCGACUCAGCACAUUUUUAUACGCUCUAACGUGGAAUAAGACUCGUUGAAAAAUCUGUAAAUGUAUAAUAUUUAUUGGAGUGGCUUGUAUAGAUUGGUCACUUUAACAGAAGGACUAUUUAUAUGGAAUACGAUCACUGGUUUAUAAUAAACGAUGUUUCGACAAGUGUUCUCUUAUAGAAAUGUUACACCAUAUGAUUGUGUUCCUUAUAAAUGAUCGUUUUGUUCUUCUUACAAACUGUUUGGCUGUUGUUGACAUUAUUGUUACCAUAUUUUUCGGAGUAUAAGUCGAUACUCUUUUUCGCAGAAGUUCGGCCUUCGUCUUAUGCCCCGCUUCGACUUCUGUACGGAUGAAGGUAAAAAAAAAAAUGUCAGUUACCAUCUCUCCACAAUGCCGCACACACUAUCGUCUAAAACAAAAAUACUUUAAAUUACACCUGAUUUUUUAUUUUUAGGCCUAUUUAAUAUUAUGGGCCAAUUUAUCUUGGCAUACACCGGCACAGUAUACAGUCAUGAAUUUCAAUAAUAGAUUGAUACCGUAGAGUUGAAAAACAUCCGUCUUAUAUACCGCUUCGACUUAUGGAUGGAGGUUGGAAAAACAGUAAAAUAUGCCGAUUCGACUUAUACUCCACAUCAAUUUAUAUCCCGUAAAAUAUGGUAAACAUAAUCUCCAACCUUUGAUAACGUAAGUACUUCCAAUCUGUAGCCAAACAAAUAUUCAUUUGUGCCAUUAAUACACCAAUUAUGCCAAAUUGGUACAUAGAGACUUAUAGCCACAUUGGUAUACAGACAACUCAUCCUAAGACAACUCAUCCCAAUAUAAGACAACCCAUCCCAACUUUAAAACAUGGGUCAAGAUAUAAGACAACUCAUCCGAACAAAUAUAAGUGCUAGUUAUAUUUGUUUUAAUGCAAUUGCUUUCUUUGAAGACCACUCAGAUCAUUCUGAUUUUGUUAUAAAAAUGUGUUAUCUUAAAAUUGAUAUUAUUGUUUUAAUAAAAUUGAUAUUGUUGUUUUAAAUUUUAAGUUGUUUUAAGUUUUGGGCCCUCUGUAUACUUAUCAUAGUGUAUACAUUUCAAUUCCUUCUUUGAACCAUACAUAUAUAUAACUGAAAAUGUUGGCCCGAGUCGUGCUGAUUGUUUCCAUAUCAUUGUCUGAUAGAAAUUUGUCAGAAUAUGACAUAUCCUUAUCUUUAUGUAUGAGUUUCAGUAUAGCUGAUAUCUUGGGAUGAGUUGUCUUCCAACUUGGGAUGAGUUGUCUUCUAACUUGGGAUGAGUUGUCUUGAGAUGACUUGUCUUUGGGAUGAGUUGUCAGGUAUUCAGAACAUUGAUUUAAGAUAAUUAUUUAAAUUAACAACUAUUAUUUUAAGAAAAUUGGACAUCAAAUUUAAUAAUGAAAUUACUUUGAGAUCUCAAAUAAAAUGAGUAGUCCCAGAUUUAAACAAAAUAUAUUUUUACCUGAUAAACGAGACUAUCAAACUACAACAUGCUUUUGGACAUGGUUAUCCAGAGACUAUGAUGUUGUCAAUCAAAAUGAAAUAGACCAUGUGUAUUUUUGUGUAUGAGCUUCAGAUAGUUGUAGUAGACCAGAGAAUCAUUUGAAGAGCCCCGGGGAAGAACGAUCUAAGUCACUUUUUCAACGAACCCCAGUUAAUGGUGCCAUCUGGUAGCAAAUUGUAUAAGCUUUCUGUGGAACAAUCAAUUUCAGGUAAAAACAAUUGGCGUCACAUCGAACCAAGGCCCCUCUGAAAUGGCCUCCCGGACAAAUAAGUUCAUCGUACCCUUUAUUUGACCUUAAUUUGGCUGAAAAGUGGAAGUCAAUUGUUGUACUGGUAAUUAUGAUUAGCACUAAACAUCAUUUUGAAGUUGUAACUAAACCCACUCAUUGUUCUGUUUGCAUCAAUCAUUCUCGUCCAAAAGUCUGUUUUGCCUUCUAUGCGAAAAGACGAAAAUGUGACUUAGAUCGUUCUUCCCCUGGACUCUUCAUUUGGAUAUAAUCCCUCUGUGAGCUUAUAAUAACUCUUGCGUUUAAAGUUUUUUGUUAGCAAUUUCCAAACUUAACCCAUUCCACAAAGUAAUUACUUUAGCAUUCAAACAUCCAGCUUUGACUUGAGCAUUCAAACACCUGGGAACUUGAUUUUAAGAUUGAAACACCCAACUUGAUUUUAACAUUCAAACACCAAACUUGGAUUUGAACAUUCAAACACCCAGCUUGGUUUUGAGCGUUCAAACAACCCACUUUGAUGUUUGCAUUUAAACAACCAGCUUUGAUGUUAGUAUUCUAACACCCAGAUUUGUUUUGAGCAUUCAACACCCAGCUUUGAAUAGAACAAUCAAACACCCAGCAUGGCAUUAAGCAUUCAAACACCCAGCUUUAAUUUUAUAGAAUUUAAACAAAUAGCUUUCUACAUUUAAAUGAGCAAUCUGAUUUUUAUCAGGGAUCAAAACCUGUGAUGGAAAUUUAUGUUCAUUAUACAGAGCCUUAGGCCUAAAUCAUUAAUGUUUAAUGAUUUUUAUUUUAUGCCAUAUAGUACAGAACUUAAUUUCUUAUAUUGAAAUUUGUCAUAAGCUUUUAGAAUGACUGAGCCAUAUACAAUAUCAAUCUGAUUAAGAUACAUUUCUAUGUUUCGUUUCGUUAUUUUAUACUUUCGAUGGGCUACACUACAUGAAGAUCUGACCAAUUGUACUGGGAGGUCGCAUCAGGGGUCAUACGAACAACUUCUGACCCUAUAACGUCAGACAUUGAUUAAUCAAUCAGCGUUGACGUUUCUAUUGGUUUACCCACAGUUCUAUGCAGAGCACGCCAAGAACUCGUCAUAACAGACUGUUUCAUUGGAUAAUCCCUCACAUCAACUAGAACGCCUGUUAUAUAACAACUCUCCCAGAUCCUAGUGUCGUGAAGACAAGUAAAACGAAAUUUUGAACUACAAAAAAACGAAACGAAAUAGGGUCUGUGUUUUAAUCAGAUUGUAUGUACAUGUAUUCUUUUUGUAUUAUAUAAUAUAGGCAUACUUUACUUACAAUGUAGUAUUACAGUGUAGUAUAUCACUGCUUACUAGUCAUAAUAACACUUUUAAUAUUAUAUUUUAAUGAGCUUUCUGUAUUUAAAUGGUUUCAUGCUGUUGUAUAAUUGUUAUGGUCUGAAGAGUUAUUUCCCCUUACUAACAAAUUUCUAACAAUUGUACUGGGUCCUGUUUCUUGAAAUCUUAACUACAGAUAAAAUCCAAAUUUUAGUACAUACUUCAGUUUUGAUUGGCAAAGCACUAAAAUCAAUCUAAUAUUAUCCAAUCAAAUUACUAAAAUUUGGAUUUUAUCUUAGUUAAAAUUUCGUGAAACAGGCCCCAGAAUAUAAAGUUAUUUAGACAAGCAAAUUAUUUUCUCUUAAUAAUUUAAAAAAUCCACAUGACAUCCUUGGCUUUUGCAUCUUACAGUGAAUUAAACUCAAUAAAUCAUUAUUGUCAAUGAUUUCCUACCAGGGGCCUGUUUCAUGAAAUUUUAACUAACAUAAAAUCCAAACUUUAGUAAUAUGAUUGGAUAAUAUUAGAUUGAUUUUAGUUAAGAUUUCGAGAAACAGGGCCCAGGAUACUAGUAAAUUCAGGGUAUUUCAUUAUUACCACAAAUAUAGUUUUUGAAAGGAUACUAGUAAAUUAAGGGUCAAUUAAAGGGAGAUAAGUCAGUAGUUUGUCAUUAUUUGAUUAUUACCACAAAUAUAGUUUUUGAAAUCUACACCUAUCUGGAUUUUUACCCAUGUUAUUAUACAAAGGGUGUGUUUUUUUUUAUAUUUUUUUUGUAUUAAUUUAGUUGAUUGUAUAUAUAUAUAUAUAUUGUGACACUUUAUCAAUGGCAAGGGAGGGGGGGGGGGGAUAUAUAGGCCUAGCCGGUUUCCCAAUUCUAUUCUUAUUGAAUGAAAUUUAGUUUUAAAAAAAAUCAUUGUCAACGGCUUGGCUUGGGACAGAUAAAACAUGAAUUUAAUGUCAUAUAAUAACCAAUCGGAUUAAAAUACAGAUCUGUGUAUAAAAAUUGGGUUAAUGCUACAAAUUUUGUGUUUUUUUGACUGGUUAGCUAGUUUUGACUGGUUAGCUAGUUUUGACUGGUUAGCUAGUUUUGACUGGUUAGCUAGUUUUGAAGUGAAAACUCAUACAUGUGUGUGGUGCUGAAAUAAUUUGGCAAUGACAUGAGUUCAGAUUGAAUGAGGCCCAACACACAUGUAUAAUAUAUGGUUAGUUAACAUAUUAAUGCUCAGUGUAUAUUGCACAUGUUGCCAAACUAAUUAUUGCUCAUAAAAUCAGUUUAUUAUUUGACAGAUGAGAUAUUUGGUAAAAUGUCAUUUCUACCUCACUAAUGUAAAGGUGCACAAUAUUUUUAUUUAUUUAGCUUUCUGGAUCAGGUAAUGUGAAGUCAGAUAUAUUUAUCAUUAGCAGUUCUUUUUGAAUGUUAAAGAUACAUUAUGGAAGACUAGAUACAGAGCUGGCAGUUAAACUAUAAUAGUUAAAAACUAGAUAAUGUAAAGGGAAUAUGCUCAAAAUUUCAGUCAAAUUGAUCCAUUGUGAACCGCGAUAUUAGUGUUUGAAAUUUAGGCCUAGCCUCGAUCAUCAUUAUUAUACGAUUAAAAACAUAGUCUCUAUUAUCCAUUUUUGGAUUAAAUCAUCAGUGAGCGUUGAGCAGGAAAUUGGAUUCAAAUCCAGUAAAUAUCCAACACAUAAGAUGAGUUGAUUAUGAUCUGGAUAAGUUAAUUAAUGUCUAAUUAAUAGUUUAUAUAACAUUUCAGACCUAAAGAAAGACCCGCAAUAGGCUGAUUUAGCUCUUGCAUAAUGCAUGUUUAAUAUAAGCUGACUAGCAGAAGUCAAACUUCAAUGAAAUUUGUUAUCUUAGGUAGAAUUUAGUAUUGGGUAUAGAAGCACAAUGGAAAGAAAUACUCCAAAACAUGACAUAAGGCCACUCAAAAUUGAUUUUUUGCUGUUCAGGAAUACCUAUCAAGAGUUUGCCUCCUGUUUCUUGGGGAAAAAUCUAACUUAGACACAAAGACUAUUUGGUUGUUCUUCUCAAAAGGUUUCAGUUCCUUAUAUUUUAGUUUGGAAAUUUGGAAUAAAAAUCGUUCACAUGAUCAAGUGGCUAAUUAUUUAUUAAGACACUAAACAACUAAAAAUUAAAUCUUUAUGGACAAAAUAAAUAAUGAAUGAUAAUUAGUUUAGUUCUGAAAAAUUAAUAUUUAUAAACUUUCACGGAGGGUUAAAAUUUGGAGAUUCAAAUUCAGUAACAAAUCAAAGCAACCUAUAUAAUGUUCUUUCACAACAUUUGGUGCUGGGCUUAGUUUUUAUUUUUUGAUUUCAAUUUUAAUUAGGUGGUAUGCAGGGUCUAGAUUUUUUUUAUAAAUAGAACGUUUCAUCAUACAUAGUUUAUAUUUAAAGUGAUAAUAUUUUUACAGUAGAUAUCUUAGAGCUUUUGGGGUGUGUUAUUUCUUUUAGUUCAAAGACCUUUAUUCAAAAAAAAAAAACAAUAUAACUUAACUAUUUUUAUAACCCAUGCUUUUCAUUUGUACUAUAGUUUUGACUCAACCAGUGAAAUGCCAGUAUCCUUAAAACAGUUUUGGUGAAUCAGGCUGCUUGAGAAAUAACUUAAAAGUGAGCAGACAAAAUAAGGUUUUGUUUUUAGUUAAAGAUACAUUAUGGAAGAUUAGAUAAAGAGCUGGCCGUUAAAAACUUGAUAAUGUAAAGGGAAUUUGCUGAAAAUUUCAGUCAACUUGCUCCAUUGUGAACCAAGAUUUUAGCGAUUGAAUUUUCGGCCUAGCCUCGAUCAUCAUUACUAAAGUCGAUAUGAUAAAAAACAUAGUCUUGAUUAUCCUAUUCAUGAUUAAAUCUUGAAUGGAAGUCGAAUAGCUAAUCGGAACCUAAUCCAAUAAACAUCGCAGACUAGCGAGAGUUGAUUAUGGUCUGGAUAAGUUAAUUAAUGUCUAAUUAAUAAUUUAGAUAACAUUUCAGGCCUAAAGAAAGACCUGCAAUAGGCAGAUUUAGCUCUUGCAUGAUGUAUGUUUAAUCAAAUAGUUAACAGUUCAGAAAUCUCUCAUUUUUGAAGUGUAUAGAAAUGCUUGUUUUAGUAAAAAUCAAAAGGGUAACAAUUGUUCAGAUAUAUAUCUCAUUUGAGGUAUACACAAAACUGGCGUGGUUUCGAAUCCCCAGUUGUACGUGACAAGGAGUAGGGUCGCCUGUCCAACAUCGUGGGUUUUCUCUGGGUCCUCCGGUUUCCUCCCACUGCUAAAGAUCCCUACGCGCAAGCGAAUUAUUGAAAUAAAAUUAAACCAUAUGUUAGUCCCGAAAUGACCUAGUUUGUGUCGAGUGGACGUUAAACCCCAUUUCUCUCUCUCUCUUGUUUUGCAAAGUUAUUAGAAAAGCAAGUUUUCAUGAUUAUCAUUGGCAUUAUUUUAUUUGAUAUUUGGAUGCAAUAAAUGUCUAAAUAUUGUAUUAUGCUUCAAUAAUUUUAAAAUAUUAGUGAUUUAAAUUAUUACAUAGAUUAUAUGUGAAUUGUGGGUUUUAUCCACAGGACUUGUCACUUUUUUUGUAUAUGUCAAAUAUAUUUAUAAAAUGUUGUGAUUUUUUUCUGUCCAUCCACUCUAAAUAUUAUUUUAAUUUUUAUCUUGUGUUUUGUAUCAAAUUAUAUACUGUUUAUGAACAGAUAUCUUACUACCAUUUUAUGCGCUGAGAAGUCACUUUAAGGCUAGAUCUAUUUCUUAAGGCCAGCUCAAUUUUUGUCAAGGUUGCUGUGAAAUGUAAAUACGGUUAAGGCAUGUGAUUGUUGGCGAGAUUGUAGGUUAGGGUAAGCAUUGGGACUAGGUCAAGGGUUAGGGUUGGGGUUGGGAUUAAUGCUAGCCCUGUUUACAUCUCGUGACCUAUGCCGAAAAAAUUGAGCUGGCCUCAUCAUUUAGCACUAAUGGUCACUAUGAGGCAUUUCGUUGUAACAUGGUGUCACUUUUCUGUGAUAUCACCCUUGGUGGGAGUGGCCGUAAAAAACUCCAGGAACGAACAAACGAACCAUAACUUCAGUGUGUUCCAGGGCAGUGUUAUAGUGAAACUCUUGAUUACAAGAUAAAAACAUGUCUUCAAUGGACCUAAGUAUAGACCGUGUAGAGAAACCCUAAUUGCAGUGUUUCCGAGCUUAGUAGUUGGGGGUCCAUGAAGUCAACGUGGUCCGAGAAAAAAGAUAGCCAUGUAAAAAUUCAAUAUGAAUUGUUGAUAUUCGGACAAUGGAUUUCAGUAACUGAUGUUCGGGUCACUUGAAUAGGCAUGGCAAUCAUCUGUUAUGGGUUGAUGUACCACGUCGAAAGUCCACGGUUUUGAUAAGAAUGACUAUUAAGAUGACAUGUUUUUGAUUUGUAUUGGAAAUCUGACUGUACAGAGUAAAUGCCGAUGCUGUAGUCUCAGAGAUUUUUUAAAAUUCCCAAAGGGAUCCGCAAGUAGAACGAGUUUUGGAACCACUGUCUUAAUGUAUAAUACUUCAGAGCCAAUAGAACCAAAAUAAGCGUUAAAGUGAAGCCUUAAUAUUAUAAUCAAAUUGUAAUUAAUAUGUUUAGUGUUGUUGCAUUACCAUUCUUAAAGUUGCAAUUUCAUAUUUUUACGUUAUAUUUUUAAAAUUUAUUAAAAUAAAGCCUUAAAAUAGAUGGUAUCUAUAAACAGUCCUACCUUGUUAAAGAAUAAUCCUAUUAACCCUAUAAUUCACUAUUGCCGGUUGAGAAAUUGGCGAAAAUAUCAUAGAAUAGAAAACAAGGGAGGUAAUUGUGUUAUUUCCGGUGUAAAUGAGUUUUAAGUGUGAGAAUGACACCUAUGAUCGUAUAAUAGUGAGUUGACAACAUAUUGAGCAAAAGACAUAGAAAUAAUUAUAUUUUGACUUUCUUAGAAAAUAUGAAAUUGUAACUUUAAAAUACGGUGAGAAUAAUAUUGUACUGAAAUAGUUUGAAAAACUUUGUGUAUGUGGUAAAUCUUUUGCUUGGUCUAGCUUACUUGUUUGAUUGCUAAAAAUAUAAUAGACACUUUUAUAUGGAUUACUUAUAACUUCAGUAUUUAUUGUUUCAACGUUCCUGAUGACGUAGUGGGUGAGACACUGGCUCGCUAGCUUCGAGGUCGUGUGUUCAAUCUCUGCAUUGGCCGAGAAAGUUCAUCGGGAUUUUCCGACAUGGUUUCUCCUGGUCAUUGGUGCAGGAUGGAGGGUCUGACAAGGACAGCUGUCUAGUCGUUCAGAUGGGACGAAAACCCAGAUCCUAUGUAUACAUUGGCAUGCACAGAAAAUAUCCAUUGGCAGUUGGAAUUCGAUAUAAGAGUAGGCCAUAGUGCCGCUGUCCAGGCAAAAUUUCAGUCAUAGUACACUGUAUGGCGUAUGCCUGUCUUCAACAGCCCAGUUGGUGCAGAAAAGUAGGAUGUCAAACAUGAUAAUGAUUCAAUAACUAUGGAUAAAUCUUGAAAGGAAAAAUACAGAAGUUUAAUAAUCCAUGUUAUGGUGUCAUGUGUUUUAUUCCUCUCCUCAGUUCCCGCUAAAUGAUUAUCAUCUCCAUGUACAGAAACAUGGGAUUCUGAGAACCUGGGCCCUUAUUCACGAAAUUUUAACUUAAGAUAAAAUCCAAAUUUUAGUAGAUACCUCAAUUUUGAUUGGCUAAGCACAAAAAUCAAUCUAAUAUUAUCCAAUCAAAUUACUAAAAUUUGAAUUUUAUCUCAGUUAAGUUUUCGUGAAUAAGGGCCCGGUUGUAUACUUUUAACCCACAUUUUAAAUGGAUUUCGAUGUAAAUGACAAAUAUAUUAUGGUUGUGUCUCUCUAUUGCCUUGUUAUCUGACUAUAUUCUAUUAGACGUCCCACUUUCUGUAUUUUAAUAUGUAACGGCAUUAAAUGCUUCUCCUUUUUCUAA
Molecule: messenger RNA, 9656 nt
Organism: Patella vulgata (common limpet)
Lineage: Eukaryota; Metazoa; Mollusca; Gastropoda; Patellidae
Product: transmembrane protein 169
Exons: 2
Coding region: 128-739 (203 amino acids)
Source: RefSeq, a predicted model, not a curated record